AUGGGCUCCAACAUCUUCCCACUCUGCCUAGUGCUUCUAUUGUGCUUUGUUUAUGUUACUCCAGUGUCUGUCAGGCAGCUCUCCAGUGAAGCUGAUAUUGAUGCUGAUGAGACAACCAAAGACAUUCCAGACAUAAACUUAGCUGCUGGACUGGACCUCUUUCAGGGUGAUAUCUUGCUCCCCGUAAAACCGAUAAAUGCCCUAAGAAAUGAGAGCUACAGAUGGAAGUUCCCCAUUCCCUAUAUUCUGGCUGAUAAUCUAGGUCUGAAUGCCAAAGGAGUAAUUCUCCAGGCAUUUGAAAUGUUUCGUCUUAAGUCUUGCAUUGAUUUUAAGCCUUAUGAAGGAGAGAACACCUUCAUAUUCUUCACAAAAGAGAGCGGGUGUUGGUCCCUGGUUGGGGACCAGCAGACUGGACAGAGCCUGUCUAUUGGGGCAGGGUGUGACUACAGAGCAAUUGUGGAACAUGAGGUCCUGCAUGCUCUAGGAUUUUACCACGAGCAGUCGAGGGCAGACCGGGAUGACUACGUGACGAUCUGGUGGGAUGAAAUUAUUGAAGGCAAAGAGCACAAUUUUCUGAAGUACGAUGACAGCUCCAUCACUGAUCUGAACACCCCCUAUGACUAUGAAUCACUGAUGCACUAUCAACCAUUUUCAUUUAACAAAAAUGAAAGCAUCCCCACAAUCACAGCAAAGAUUCCAGAAUUCGAUAAUAUAAUUGGACAACGUCUAGACAUCAGUGCCAUUGACCUGGAAAGACUGAAUCGCAUGUAUAACUGCACUUCAACUCACACUUUUUUGGACCAGUGUUCCUUUGAGGUUGAAAAUAUCUGUGGCAUGAUUCAGGGCACCAAAGAUGAUUUAGACUGGGUACAUCAACAGAGCGGUGGUGCAGGGCAGGAAGACCACACACUUUCUGGGAGCUGUAGAGAUGCUGGCUAUUUCAUGUACUUCAACACCAGCUCUGGCGAGGCAGAUGAGGUGGCAAUCCUAGAGUCUCGAAUCCUUUAUCCAAAGAGAACUCAGCAGUGCCUCCAGUUCUUCUAUAAGACCACAGGAAAUCUUUCAGACAAGCUGAUCAUCUGGCUUAAGGAGGAUGAUGGCACUGGAAAUGUUCGCAAGUUGAGGAAAAUUCAAACCUUUCAAGCUGACAAUGACUAUAACUGGAAAAUUGCCCAUGUAACCCUCAACGCUCAGAAGAAGUUCCGUUACCUCUUCCAAGGACUAAAGGGCAACCCCAGCUCUUCAUCUGGUGGGAUUGCUAUUGACGAUGUCACACUGACAGAGACUCCUUGUCCCACAGCUGUGUGGGUCAUUCGGAAUUUCAGCCAAUUCCUCGAAAAUGCAUCAAGCGACGUUAUCCAAAGCCCCAGGUUUUAUAGCCCUGAGGGUUAUGGUUUUGGCAUAAGUUUGCAUCCCCACUCCAGAACCAGUGGCUACAGUCGUAUUGCCUUUCACUUGUGCAGUGGAGAGAAUGAUGGUGUUCUGGAGUGGCCAGCUCUGAACCGCCAAGCUGUACUCACAGUGCUGGACCAGGACCCUGACGUCCUGAAAAGGAUGUCCUCAAGCAGAAGCUUCACCACAAGCGCAGAUGAUGUUAGCUCAGGUAAGUGAUAUGAUAAUGAAACCUCAAUAUGGGAGAAACCAUCAAUUGUUGGAAAUUUUGAUGUGUCAUGCAAUUGCUAUAGAAGUGUAUCCUUUGGGUGGAAUAGCUUCAUAUCCCACAGCCAGUUAAGACGAAGAAGCUUUCUGAAAAAUGAUGACCUAAUUAUUUUUGCAGAAUUUAAUGACCUAAGUCACCUCAAUAACACUGAAGUUCCUGUUGAAUCUGAACAACCUGCCUUCAAGAAAGGACUCAUUCUUGAAAGGCAGAAGAGAGAAGCCCAGGACAUACAGCCUGUUGAAGACCAGCUGCCUUAUCUGCAAGACCCGUGUGACCCAAACCCUUGCCAGAAUGAUGGAGUCUGUGUGAAUGUGAAAGGAAGAGCAAGCUGCAGGUGCCCAUCAGGACAAGCCUUCUUCUUUACGGGUGAGAGAUGUCAGUCACGGCAGGUCCAUGGGAACAUCGUGGGACUGACAGUUGGUGGAAUUGCUGGAACCGUUGUCUUAACCAUGGUCCUCAUUUCCAUAAUGGCAAGAAGAUAA
Messenger RNA from Nestor notabilis (Kea), 2142 nucleotides. RefSeq names its product meprin A, alpha (PABA peptide hydrolase) (gene MEP1A). Gene Ontology annotation, biological process: proteolysis. Gene Ontology annotation, molecular function: zinc ion binding; metalloendopeptidase activity; protein binding. Gene Ontology annotation, cellular component: membrane. The transcript is spliced from 14 exons. The record is from RefSeq and is a predicted model, not a curated record. Lineage: Eukaryota; Metazoa; Chordata; Aves; Psittaciformes; Psittacidae.